CAUCGACAGGUUUCUCUUAUUAAUUUUUCGGAAUAACCCGUGCUACAAAUAGAUAAUGCCCUGAACCUUUUCUGGGGAAGAAAAAAAAAGUUUCUUUCUUCUCUCCUCUUGCUGCAGCCAACAAGUCUUUCCCCAAGCAAAGACAGCAGCAAGAAGCCUCCAAACAUGGAGUACCCCAGUCUUGAAGAGGGUCACAAGCUCGAACCGAAGCUGACCACAGCUGAGGUGGAGGAGCAGGCCCUGGUGAAGCCCGCGGGUUUCUUCCCCAAAGUUCUCUACUAUGAGGCUCUGCUGGAUAAGAAGCUGGGCAUUGAAUCCAACAGUAUCGAGCGUGUCACGCCGGAGAAGAAGCAGCCUCCCAACACCUUGGCCAUGGCCUUGAUUUGGGCCUCCGCGACUAUGAACCUCAGUUGUUUCAGUUCGGGUUUCUUGGGAUGGCAGUUUGGCCUUAGCUUGGGACAGGUCAUCCCCAUCAUCAUCUGCGCGACACUUCUGGGCGGGGCAAUCACGGGCUGGUGUGCUACCUUGGGUCCGGGUACUGGCCUCCGUCAAGUCGCCAUCUCUAGAUUUUCUCUAGGGUUCUACCCAUCGUCCAUCAUCGCCGCGCUGAACGUGGUUGAACAGCUGGGCUGGUCAUCCGUCAGUUGUAUUACCGCCGGCCAGGCCCUCGUCGCGGUCUCAGACGGACGUAUCUCGAUUGUCGUCGGAGUCGUCAUUGUCGCCUGCCUCAGUCUGGCCAUCGUCUUCUUUGGGCUCAAAGUGGUGAUGAGCCUCGAGCAGUGGAUGUGGUUGAUCGCCUUCAUCGUCUUCAUGAUUGUCUAUGGACAGUCGGGCAGUCAUGCCAAUCUCGCUCAACCGGCUACAGUAUCCGGACUCACCAAGUCCGGCGAAGUCUUGAGUUUGAUCAGCGUGAUUUACGGAUCCAGUGCCUCCUGGUCCUCCAUCGUCUCCGACUUCUACGUCCACUAUCCGGUUAAUACCUCCCGAGUCAAGGUCUUCUUCUUCACGGCCUUGGGAAUCUCGCUGCCCACCUGCAUCGGAUUGUUGCUGGGCGCAUGCAUUGCCUCGUCUCUGGGCACAAACCCCGAGUGGGCUGAGGCAUAUGACAACGGCAUCGGCUACAUCUUGCAGGAAAUCAUCCAUCCCAAGAAGUUCGCCAAAUUCUGCCUGGUCCUCCUAGUGCUGUCUAACGUCGGUAUGAACUGUAUCAACAUCUACGCCGCCUCCAUUUCGGCGCAAUUGUUCGCCCCGCCGUUCCGAAAGAUCCCUCGCAUCCUCUGGACCGUGGUUGUCUUCGCGUGCAUCAUCGCCAUCGGCAUCGCCGGUCGCGACCACCUGCUGACCGUUCUGGACAACUUCCUUUCCCUGCUGGGCUACUGGAACACCUCGUUCUUCGUCAUCCUGUUCUGCGAACACUACCUCUUCCGCGGCGGCAACCUGGCCAACUACGAUCUCGACGCCUGGGACACGCCCUCCAAGAUGCCCAUCGGUCUGGCCGGUCUGACCUCCUUCCUCUGCGGUGCCGCCGGCUGGAUCGUCGGCAUGGACGAGACCUACUACGUCGGCGCCUUGGCGCGGAUGAUCGGCGACGGCGGCGGUGAUAUCGCCAACGAACUGGCGCUGGUCUUCACCUCCAUCUCUUUCAUCCCGCUGAGAUGGCUCGAACUGAAAUAUGUCGGGCGGUGAAGCUACGGUUUUUGGCAGUGUUGUUUUGUUGUUCAUAUGCAUCGCAGUGAUUUCAUUUGCGGGAGACGUCCUUUUUCCAUGUCUAUAGUAUCCAUAACGAAGAAAUAAUGCCCGAGAUAACGUCGGAACGGCUUAAUAGGAA
Messenger RNA from Aspergillus homomorphus CBS 101889, 1828 nucleotides. RefSeq names its product putative nucleoside transporter. The record is from RefSeq and is a predicted model, not a curated record. Lineage: Eukaryota; Fungi; Ascomycota; Eurotiomycetes; Eurotiales; Aspergillaceae. Gene Ontology annotation, molecular function: transmembrane transporter activity. The coding region runs from base 166 to 1686 and encodes 506 amino acids. The transcript has 3 exons. Gene Ontology annotation, biological process: transmembrane transport. Gene Ontology annotation, cellular component: fungal-type vacuole membrane; plasma membrane.